AUGAAUUGUUUGGAUGCCCCAGAAAUUCCGACGAUUCAGGCGUUUGAUGUUGCCACCUUUGAGGAUUUCGAGUAUUCUACCAACAACGCUGGCAUUGAAGACGUUCAGAUAUGUGGAUUUCAUCCGAUGGCAACCGCGCCACUUUCAGUGGAGGAACAGGAAGCCUUGUGGGAGACGUUUACUGGGGUAUAUACCUCUGUCUUCCUAUUGGCAAUUUGUACUGUCAUUGGCUUCCAUGUUGGACUUUUAUUAAAAGAACUGUGGAAGUCAGGUAAAAAAACCUUCCUCAAGAAAAUAUUCUUGCGGGCUGGACAGGCUGAGAAAUCCCCAGCCAUGGGAGACAUACUUGCCUUCACACCCCAUUACGUCUGGUUCACCAAUGGCGAUAAGCAGGCGUUUGCCGGUCUCACUCAAGAUGACUUCGUCGAUUUUGAGCGCUUUGCGCAUUUCAUCUACGCACAGUCCCAUGAAACGUAA
This is a messenger RNA of Mesocestoides corti, 477 nucleotides long. NCBI's taxonomy places the organism in Eukaryota, Metazoa, Platyhelminthes, Cestoda, Cyclophyllidea, Mesocestoididae. The record is from the annotation of a GenBank genome assembly.